Triticum aestivum (bread wheat) is the source of this 2060-nucleotide messenger RNA. RefSeq lists its product as uncharacterized. The transcript has 6 exons. Bases 1 to 1857 code for a protein of 618 amino acids. Gene Ontology annotation, molecular function: protein binding. NCBI's taxonomy places the organism in Eukaryota, Viridiplantae, Streptophyta, Magnoliopsida, Poales, Poaceae. The record is from RefSeq and is a predicted model, not a curated record.
AUGGCGGCGGCGACGUCCCAUCUGGAUCUGGACGGAGGCACGAAGCGGCGGCGACGGAAGGACAGGGAAGUAGAAGCAUGCGCGGAGGCAGCAGAGGACCGCAUCUCAGAGCUGCCCGAGGUGCUGCGGCUGCACAUCCUCUGCCUGCUCCCGCUCAAAUCCGCCAUCCGCACGGGCGCGCUCUCCACCCAGUGGCGCUUCCUCUGGACGCGCCGCUGGCCGCGGCGGCGAAAGGAGAAGGAAGUAGAAGCAGGCGCGGAGGCGGCAGAGGACCGCAUCUCGGAGCUGCCGGAGGCGCUGCGGCUGCACAUCCUCUGCCUGCUCCCGCUCAAAUCCGCCAUCCGCACGGGCGCGCUCUCCACCAAGUGGCACUUCCUCUGGACGCACCGCUGGCCGGGCAAGCACUUCCGCCGCUGCCUCGACUACGCGGUCGCCUGCGCCAUCGAGGACCUGUACGUCCACCUCGCAAACCGCGCCUUCAACAUCUUCUUCGAGUACCGGCUCCCGCUGGGCGACCCCCACCUCGCGCGCAUCUCGCUCCGCGCCAUGACCGUCGACCUCCCCGGGUCCUUCUCCGCCCACUCCCACCCCUUCUCCGCCCACGAGUCUUUCCUAAUAAUCAAUAUACUCAACAUCAUCCACCUCCACUGCGUCCGCAUCUCCGGCCGCACAGUCAACCGCCUGGUCGCCGCGUGCCCCCUCGGCCACACCCUCGAUCUGCGCUACUGCGAAAGCCUCUUCUCCGUCAGCGUCGCGGCGGCCGGGGCACACCUGAGGAGCCUCACAUCUGCAGAAUGUGGUUCGGAAGCCGAAGUUUUUUUUGCCGACGAUGCGUCCGGCCUGCGUUCAUUCCACUACAGCGGCGCCUACAUUCCCGCCUACAGCAUCCCGGCCACCGCCAAUCUUGCUGACCUUUACAUCUGCUUCGGAGGACCUAACCGCCGGAGGCACUUGUCAGGACCUUAUUGCCAGCUGCGCACAAACUGGCUUCAACUGCUAACCAAUUUGUCCAACCUCACUGUGCUUACCCUCUGCAGCAGUGCCCUACGGAGACUGUCUGCCAAGGCUCGUGCCCGAUUAGUUGCCACAAGCGCUGCACCAUGCAAAUUGCUGAAUUUGAGAGAGCUUCAGCUACUGAUGUUCGCAAUGGAGAUCGACAACAUAAACGACAUUUACACUUUCCUUGUGGCCUGCUGUGGCCCUCGAUUGGAGAGGUUAUUUGUGCAGCUUCCGACAAGUAGUUGUCAAUAUAGGCCAGAGGAUGAACCAUCAGGAUCAGAAUCUGAGGAAAAUGAGUCAGUGGAAGAGCUAUCAGAGCAAGAGGCAGCGGAGGAAGAUGAGCUGGAUGAAGACUUGUCAGAAGGAGAAACUCUGGAGAAAGAUGGGCUAGAGGAAGAGUUGUCAGAGCGAGAUGCCCUGGAGGAAGAUGAGCUAGAGGAAGAGCCGUCAGAGGGAAUUGAACUCGAGGAAGAGCUGUCAGAGGGAGAGCCACCUGAAGAAAAUCAACCACCUGAAGAGAUAUCUGAUGGAGGGCAAUCUGAGGAAGAGACACUAGAGGAUGGCGAUGGCUUUGAGAACCUUCUGUUGGUCAACAUGAUGAAUUUCAUGGGGCGCCACCAUGAGAUGCAGCUAGUAAGCCUUUUCUUGAAGAAGUCUACUAGUCUCAACCAACUGAUACUGUUUACUCCCAAGAUUAAUCACCCAGAAUGGCUUCAGAAAGAUCAUAUGAAUCCUUCACAUAUUCUUGAAAGAAAACUAUCGCCUCUCAGAAAGGCCUCACCAAAUGUUCAGAUAGUACUCAGUGAGCCUGAUGAUAGUGCAAUCCAGCCGUUGCACGAGGCUUUUGUCAAGGUUUGAUGAUUUGUUUGUUCUGGAGUUAUGACCAGAUAAUGCGAAAUAUCGGAAACUAGCAACUGUUCGGCAAGACAAAGAACAAGCUAAUCUGCAAGGUAGGCAUGAAUCUGUGUUCUGGAGUACGUCGUCUGGGCCUUAUAUUUUGCAGCUUAACUCCUUAAUAAGACUUAUAAAAAUUAUCAUGAUUACCCAGUGUCUACACUGGC